Molecule: messenger RNA, 19621 nt
Organism: Porites evermanni
Lineage: Eukaryota; Metazoa; Cnidaria; Anthozoa; Scleractinia; Poritidae
Source: the annotation of a GenBank genome assembly
AUUAACAAAACUGAAAGUUCUUGAAGUGAGAGAUAAUCACUUAAGAAGUUUACCAGAGUAAGUAAUAUGUUAAACUCAGUUAACUGCAUUUGUAGUGCCAUGCAAAACUGAAGGGUGUUUUUCCAGUAAUGCGCCUCUCUGUAGUUGCAGGGUGGUGUAGAAAAGUAGGUUUGUGUAGAAAGGCGAGUGUCUGGAAAUUUACCACCCAUGGGGUAUGAUUAUUAGUUAACAAAAUAAAUGAAGAAGCUUUAAUUGUGCUCUGUUCUGUUGUAAGCACUUACAACAGAGCACAAAGAACACAACUGAGAACCAACGAAGUGUAGGGGGAAACACAAGACACAGUAAAGAGUUUCUCACCACUUGUUGAGUGCUCCAGCUGCUUCCUUAGUGCUUUACAACAGAGCAAAGCACAGAUGACAGAGGCUUCUUUAUUUAAUUCUUGAUGAAGAACCGGUUAAAUUCCCAACACAUUGCUUUUCAACUUUUUAUAAAGCAAACUUUAUUUUUAAAGUGAACCAGAGUGGCAUGUUUUAUACUCUCAUGAAGGAAACUUUUCCAACCAAUAAGAGUGGGCAUUAUAUCUGAACUUUAUUGUAAUUCAUUGCAUUUCUUUUAACUCAUGAGUGACAUCCUGAUAUGCUCCAAGUUGCUCGUAGUCACACACUCUAGAUUCCUUCUUUUGAAGGUUUCUUUAUACUUUGCUGAAUGAGGUUAAUUUUGAUUCUUUUUUAAAGGUCCCUUUCUCAUGUUACAAGCCUAGAAAGACUUGAUAUUGGGAAUAAUGAAUUUCUUGAACUAGUAAGUGGUAGUAUAAUAACAUGUACAUAACAGUGGCUCUAUGCCAUCUGAGUGUGACCAGUAUCUACAGCCCCUCUUUGUAUCUUCCCAUCUUUAAAUCACAAAAUCUUGAUAAGUUGAAAAUAUCUUUCUUCAUGUCUUCCUACAUAACACAAUAAAUUUAUUUCACCAGACACUAAUCAUCAAACCAUAACUAUUUUAUGUAAUUUUAAUUAUUGUUAACCUGUCAAAGGCACAUUGAAGGUGACUUUCAUUCUACUUUGUUUUAGCCAACAGUUGUGGGGUAUUUGGUUAACCUUAAGGAACUCUGGAUGGAUAGCAAUGGAGUUAGAGAACUUCCACCGGUAUGUUAAGUUUACAGCAGAAACUUGUUUUUAAUUUUAAAAUCUGUCCCAAUGAACUUGUUUUGUAACUCAUUGUUGCAGGCAUAGUUAAUAGUCAAAGGAGACUGGUUAUAAAAACCAGCAAACAUCAAAGUUGAAAACAACCGUACUGUAGUUUUAAUUAAAUUAAAUUAAAUCAGUUAAUUUUGUAAAAUCCUAAAGAAUGGCAACAUGUGAACUGAACGUUCUGCUAAAUUGAUGCUGAAGAAGUUCUAUUUUAGAUCACAUCAGGAUAUUUCUAGCACCAACUUUAAAGGUAUCAUGUGAACGAAAGCAGGCCACUUUGUGCGGCAAUUCACUUCUUAACUAUGAAAUGUGUCAUUUAAGUUUGAAGGUAUCCAAAUUUGCCUCUCCUGCUUAUAGGGUUUAGCAGUUUGUAAAAUACAUGAAAGAGGGGAAGUUUGGAAUUGUUACCUAGGGAAAACACCCUCAACCUUUUAAAAAAGUUUGGUAAUUUCUUGGUGUGUUGUGGACAGGUUCAACCACCAAAUGACUAGUACAAAAGAUUGAAAUGACAAUGAACACUACCCUGAUGCCAUGAAACAAUAGAGAACCAACAACAGUUUCUGCGACAUCAAGACACACCCAAAAGUUUCGACUCCCCUUAUCACAUACCCUUAAAUCUGCCCCUGACUCUUAAACCCAUUACCCAUUUGCAGAUUGGCACUUCUUGACAUUUUGGUUCCAGUGAAACUCUAAUGGUUUCUUUCUUCUGUUUUCAUUCUUUUUUUUUGUCCAGGAAAUAGGACUUUUGAGACAGCUUUUAUACCUUGAUGUGUCUCAAAAUCGACUGGAGCGGCUUCCUCCUGAAGUAGAAUGCCUUCAGUCUCUUACAGACAUUUACUUGUCCAACAACCUGUUGCUUGAACUACCGAACAACAUUGGUGUGUGUAAUUUGUUAAUUUGUAAUUUAGAUUUUUUUCAAUCUGCCAAGUAGCAAAAGGAGACUACAAUUGGCGACAAAAUUAGUUGAGACACUUUGCCCUAAAAGGCCUUUCCAACAUUUUACCAACUUCAAAAGUCCCCCCAUCCCCUCCGUGCAAUGUUGUUCUGCUGUUUGAGCUACUUGUAGAAAACAAAAAACACCCUAACUUUGAAUGGAAGGUCGAGGGGGGAGGGGUGUGGAUUGUUUUCUUCUCUGAAGUUACCCUAUUUGACUAUCAAUGUCUAAACAGUAUUGUUGCCGAUUGCAGUCUUAGUGUUACAAUUUUUCCUGCUUUCUUUCCCUAUACUUUUUAUGAGUUGAUAGUCAAAAACGUGAAUGCAGAAGGAGGGAGCUUAGCUGAUCCUGGCUGAAAAUAGACUAGUAGAAUGCUGAAUGUGCAAUCUGCUCCCAGAAUUUGUAGCUUUUAGAAAGAAGCUCUAUGCAAUCAAAAUCCCCAAUUAACUCUUAACCACAAUGUUUUGUGUUUUGCAGGUGCAUUAGGAAACUUACAGACACUCAAAGUAGAUGAAAACCAUCUUGUGGAACUUCCAGAUAGCAUAGGAAGGUACUAUUAAUAGUUUCUUUUCAUUACUUCCAAGUCUGCUGGAAGUUUGUUUAAACAUAUUUGCUAAAUAUGUGUAUUUUAAUUCAUAGAUUGUCCAAUCUUGAAGAGCUUGUUGUCAUUCACAAUGAACUUGAGGUAAAAAGUGAAGUAUUUUCUGUGCUGUUGAAUCCUUUGGGUAUAAUGAGUGUCCAAAAUCAAAUCAAAAGCAAAGAAAAAUUCCACUGAAAAUAACUAUUACCACAUUAAAAUGUGACAAAACAAGUUUGGUUAGGUUGGGUUGUACCACUGUUUGAAAUUUUGUGUAGGUAAAUGAAAAAGUUCAGUUUGCAGACUCAUGUUGUUAACCAUUGUAAUAUUGUUAUUGUUGCUCAUGUCCCUUGUUUGAUUCUUUAAGAUACCUUAUUUCCUCGAAUACUUGCCCCCAAGGGAAGGCCAUUAUUUGAGGGGGGCCAUCAUUUCAUAUAUUGUUCACUGGAAGUCAUGCCCUAAAUAUGUUGUUCUAUUUUCCCAUUAAUUAAAUCAAAAAAUAAUUGCAUCAAAGAAACUGAGCAUGGGCUUUUUAAGUGUUUCAAAUUUGGUUCCUUGAUUAAUUUUCAUUGUUAAUAUCCUUGGCAUCAUCGCCGAUCAGUUUGCUGGAUCAGGCUCCUCUUCAGCCUCAUCCAGAUUUACUGCUAUGGGUAUCGAUGGCAAGUUACCUAUAGUUGUGGGAAGCGGGUGGGGGGGGGGGGGGGGGGGGGUUUUUUUUAAAUAUUUUUUUAAAGGGGGGGGGUUUUUUGGGGGGGGGGGGAAAAAAAGGGAACAGUUAUUUUCAAGGAAAAAAAAGUGAAUAAACCAAAAAAACUAAGAUACCUUUCCAAUUUAAAAAACAUUCUGCGUUGGAUGAGUUGUAGGUGGGGGUUGUGGUGGGGAGCAGGGGAGUGGGGUGGGGGGGGGGGGGGGGGGGGGGGGGGGGUGGCGAUUAUUUUAAAUACUUCUGUCAAAGGGGGGUGAUUAUUCGAGGGAGGCAGUAAAUCAAGGGACAGCUAUUCUUCAAGGAAAAACAGUAGAUAAACUCACAUAACUCAGAGAUCAUUCCAAUUUAAAAUACCUCUGACUGUUGUGUGCAAUUGAAGGUUUUGAUCUUUUCAGAGUUUACCAGCAUCCAUUGGUUUUUUAAGAAAACUCCAGAUAUUGUAUGCUGAUGAAAACUUUCUGGAAGGUAUUCCGUUAGAGGUGUGUAUUAAAAUGGCGCCUUACUCUUAUUUACUGGAUGAAUGCCAUGUAAUAUUUGCAUUAGCCUGCCAACAGGCUCCUAAGUGGAGGCUACACUUGGUUUGUUUCACUUGCCAAUUUUCUUUUUUGUCCCACUCCAUUUAGGCACCUGUUUGCAGGCUACUUUUGCCUCCCAUUUUUUAAAACGUUUUUUUUUACGUAUCCUCUGGCCUGAUUGAGGCAUGCCUUUAGAGAAACAGUUGUACAAAGUCACGGCAAAGUUAUCCAGGUCUUCCUCAUUUUAAAAUAACGUUAACAUACCCCAGGCAUUUACUGAACGCUACCUCACAUUAUCUAUUUCGCAUGCACCCUGUUCAGGGAAAGCAAGAUUUCGUCCGGCCCCAGUUGUAGGGUAUUAUUUUUCAACUUUGUGAAGGGAGAGGAUGGGGAAAUCGACCAAGUGUUCCAACUAUUUUGUCUGGGGUUGUAGUUAAACAUAUUUGCAUGUGGCAAUGGCAAUAUAAAUCUUGAAAGAUUUUGUUUUAUCUGGUAGUUAGGAAGCUGUACAUCCAUGACAAUACUGUCAUUACGGGACAACAGAAUUGUAAGAAUUCCUGAUGAUAUUGGUCGCAUGCCAAACCUGCAGGUUAUUAACCUAGCAUGUAACAGGUCAGUGUUUCAGUUUAUGAAGAUUUAUUUUCCACUUUCUGGUACAAUCAAUCUGCUUUUUUUAAACACCCUCUUGACCGUGAGUUAUAGUCCUCUUGAGGGUUGGGGGGGUGGUAUACUCCCUGUAUGGGCAGGGUUCGCAAGCACCUUGAAAGUCCUUGAAAGCCUUGAAUUUCAAUGCUAACAUAAUAGUUUAAGUAGAACUCCAAAGAAAAAGGAGCACACACAGAAAGACCUUGGGAUAAAAUUACUUACGUUGUGGAAGAACCAAAAGGACAUAGACUCAAGGCUAUUUUUUGCACUGAACGGAGUCCUUGAAAAAAUGGGAAAUGUGUCCUUGAAAGUCCUUGAAAAGUCCUUGAAAAGUGCCUGAAUUUUUUUGUUCAAAAAGGGUACAAAGCCUGUGGGGGCCUCUGUGGGGAAGCUCUUCCCAAGGGGGAGUGGAGGGAUACCUUUUCAGGCUUUAGAUAUAUGAAAGGGUAGGGGUUUUACAAGUUAAAUAAUGUUAAAGGAUAGAUAUUAUUAAAAAUUUGUCUUUGCGGUCUGUAAAUGGACCUCAAAAGGCUACAAAGAUGCAUUUUAUGGCCAUGAAAAAGAAGGAAACUUUCUGGCUCGGUAAUUUAUUCAUAUUUAAAAGACGGGGCAUUUACAUUAGUUUAGAGGGACGCAACAUUCUAAAUUCAGAGGCGGGGGCCGGGGAUCUGCGCCGGCUACUAAGAACAUGGCCCCCAGCUACUUUCAUAGGAAAAUGAAGAAAAAUAGAACCAAAAGAAAACUUGCUGUUGGAUUCUUCGCCUACUUGUUGUAUUUACCCAGCAACUUGAAAUGUCAGUAAAAGCCCUGUAAACUAGUUGAAAGGUGUACCAUUUGUCAGUAGAAGUUACACAAAAGUAGUUCCCUUUUCUGCCAAUAAUGGUAUAUAAAAGGUUAUGAGGUGGGCCUCUGGGAAAAGCCUCUCCUUAUAAAACUUUGUUGAGUAGUCCCCUUGGGGUUUUAAAGUCUAUAGAAACAAAAGUCCGUAAUAUCAGGGUACGAAAGGAAAUUUCCUUGAAAAUCUCCAGGCUGCUACUUCUACUUGCUCAUCUAUUUUGUUAAUUUCUUGAAAUCAACAGAUUGGAAUGUCUACCGUAUACCUUUCGAAAGCUGACUAAUUUAAAAGCGCUAUGGCUUUCUGAAAAUCAGGUAAUGCAGACCGUCAUUUCUGGCCGUCUUAGACAUCCUCUAGUUUCAAUUACACUACUCAUCUUUCUUUGUUUAAUUUUAGUCCAAGCCCAUGGUCCCGCUGCAGUCUGACUUCGAUCAUCGAACUCAGUCACAUGUGUUAACCUGCUUCAUGUUUCCACAGCAACCUCUUACUGAUGAAGGUACAGUUUCUUCGUUUAAGAGGUAAUCCGAGCGGGGGACUAAGGAGAGGAAGGGCCGCUUUCCUACUCCCCAGUUCACCAGUCAGCUUGCUUCACUCGUCGAUUUUUUUUUGCGCUGUUAGCCCUGUUAUUUACCUAUUUUCUCCACCGAGGAGCAUAGUCUCAGGAUAUUUUUUAAUAUUUUGUGGAUUCUCGCUGCAUUUCUUUGACCUACUCGGUUUCUUUUAAUCCUUUCAAUUUUUUUUCUUUCUAGUGUCAUCUUCCGAUCAGUUAAACAGUGAAGAUUCUGGCAGUGUCCCGGCGUCUCUGCUGGAAGAACAAAUUAGGCAAAGAUCUUCAAUCGUCUUCAACAUUGAUGAAGAUGACUAUUUAGUAAGAGACAUUUAUGUCAAAAAAUGUUCUUGUCAUUAUUAAUCUUGUGUCACACCACGGAAGGUUGGACAGCAGUUUGCAAAGAUUCACGGGAGCAAUUUCGACCAAUCACAAUUGAGGAAAGCAGUCUUGCUGCAGACCGUGUCACACAGUCUUUUGAUCAUGAAUAAGCUGCCAGGGAUUGUAAAACGCAAACAUGACACCUUUUCACCUAGUUCAUGCAGAAAAUAAUUCAUAACGUUUAUAAAAAACGCGUCGCUAGGAAAAAACUAGUGUGAAAGGUUUGAACCCAUUAGUCAAUUCAUAAGUAGGUGAAGCAUGAUCGUUCGGAUGAACGUAGUCCUGAAUAGUCGAUGUCAACAACAGUUCUAUUUAGGACUUCGCUCACUGCACCCGGACGAUCAUGCUCCACCUACUCAAGAAAAAACUAGGGCUUAUCAUGUUGCUAAAAAAUUUUUCGCCAACUGCGCGCACUUUCCAAUGAGAGAGGGAGAGGGGGAGGGGAUUAUUAUAAUGAUUAAUCUUUAAUCUUUAAUCACAGUUCGUAACCAUACAUAACUGAUACAAAUGAACUAAUACUAACAAAUACAAUCGAACAAAAAUACAAAAAUGGUUAACAGGACGGUAGUAGGGGGAAGCCAAAUUCCCAUGCCAAGACGUACCCUCCAAAAACGUAGGUUUGGGAAUCUAUAUCAGUAAGAUGAAGUUAAGGAAGCGGUAAUUCCUAAACAGCCCUUAAUAGUCAAAUACUCGGCUAAGCUUUUAUGGCUGCAUUUGGCCUUUCAGUAAUGAGACUUGGAUGCAUUCAGAGGCUUAUGUAAGCUAACAGAUGGCAUGCAAAUUCUCUUGUAGUCGCGGUUAGCUAGGUACCAGUCUCCUUACCCAAAAGAUGUAAAAGAUCGCGCAGCCCAAUAUCUCGCGAGCAGGCGACAGCAGCAUCAUCUGCAGCAGAAUCAACAGGAUAUAGAGGUAACAAAACCUGUCUUACCACCAUCUCAGCACCAGUGUCACCAGCAAGAUCGGCACCAGUUUAAAUACCAUUACCUGUACAGAAACCUGCACUCGGUGAGAAUGACUUAUCAACACCCAGCACAAGGUUUAAACUAAUACUUAUAGUAAUCACUUAGACUGGUCUAUUGGGGAGGGGUGUUGCAUGACGAGACAAAAACGGCUGCGUUGGAGAACGCUAGGGCCGCGCGAGAAGGGGGCAGUUUGGUGAAAACAAUAGCGUCCUUUCAGGCGUUCCCUUUUUCCCCUCCUCGAAGUCAAGCCAGGUCAAGCGUACCCCCAUAGGUUCCAUUCAUGAAUUGAUUUUAUGAAGGAAGAAUCUGUUAGUCGUUCCCGCAACGGGAUUUAAAUUCAAAUCUGCAUUCCUGCAUGCGUAAUGAGCAGUGAAUUGUUUGGCUGCAAACUCUCAGCAUGCGGUCAGAUUGAAAAGUCGUCGGAAUGAAGAAAUUACCUUGAAGACAUCUAUAUCAAAUUCAAGAAGAUUGAGCAGGCAGAAAUUUCAGAACUACCUAACCUUUGCGUGUGAAUUCACUACUCAUUACCAAUGCAGGGAUGAAUCUAAAAACUACAUUCGGAUUCAACUUGCAAAUGAAAGAUUCAUUAGUAGAAUGUUUCGCGGUUCGCUUGAUCUGGCUCGACUGUAACACCUGCCACAAAGUCUAUGAGAGAACUGGCUGCAUUUACCAAAGCGAAUCGUUAAGGAACCCUGUGGUAUAUGGAUCAAGCACUCUCCCCACAUCCACCUCCUUGGGCUGUGUACUCGUGUUUGUUUAUUUUCCCUUUUCCCCACUCCCACCCCCUUGCUUUUGUGGUCAAUGAAUCCCCGCGGUUUUAAUUUUUAUACGCGCACUCAACGAUCACUCUGUGAACGGGCUUCUUCACUCUCUAAGUUUCCUUUGCUAUUAAUGAUAAAAUAGAGUAGCCUGAAUUUCAGACAAUUACUUCGAGUCGUAGUUUUUUACUCCCUUAGUAACUGAGUUACUGAGGGAAUAAAAGCAACUCGAAGUAAUCGUCUGAAAUUCAGGCUAAAAAUAGAGAGCGCUUAAAAAGGCUUAUCUUUCUAGGGAGUAAUCAUGGGGAAAAAUUGAGAAAAAUAGAGUGCUUGUGAACUAGGUACAGCUGUAAUAAGUUUGUUAAGGAAUAAAUCUACCUUUACAAAGCUUCCAGAAUCAAAUAGAAGACAGAGUCAACAGGAGAGCAAUCGGCAGCCAGUGGCAGUUGUGGUGCAUUCAGUGGAACACAGAGAUGAACCGCAGCUAUUAAGACCCCAAGAGGUGCGUACAGUUGAAGUUCCCUGGUAUGAGGAACAGGUUGGUGUGCCUGUGUGCUUUCCUUACCGUACGGUAGUUAGCAGACAACACACUUUGUUAUGCUUAAAUGUAGGUCUUUGAAGUAGGUAUAGUUCGGGGAUUAUAGUAGCCUGAAUUUCAGACUAUUACGAGUCGUUUUUACUCCCUCAGUUCUGAGGGAGUAAAAUCGACUCGAAGUAAUCGUCUGAAAUUCAAGCUAGGAUUAUAGCUGAUCUUGAGUUUUACCUUCACUGAUGUGAAGUUCCUGUUCAACAGAGCAGUUUACCGCUAGCAUUUCGUAUACUUCAUACAUUCUGACUAGCGCAGUACACACAGCGAGCAUAUAGAUCAGACAAUGCAUCAAGUUGUCUCUUACAAGAGCUUAAAAACAACAGAAAAUUAUAAAACCAUCCGCCCCAGAAACUGGUAGCGGUCGCUUACAGGAGGUGGUCGUUUACGAGAGGUUCCAGCUGUAAGCAUUUGUCUUGGAAAUGUUUGGUGCUUUGGACGGGGUUCGUACAUAGUCUUGAAUUCUUGAAAAAGUCUUGAAAUUUGGGCAGGUAUUUUCCAGACCUGGGAAAAAGCCUGGAAAAUAGAGAUGAAGUCUGGAAAAAUGGUUAAAAAAUGGCUAAGAGCUUCAUAAGUGUUUUUUUUUUUUCGUUUUGGUCAAAUCUUCUUCAAUCUCGCCCGUACGUUUGCAGCGGCCUCGAGAGAAAAGUUUUGUUCCUGCUUUUUUUUUACUGUAUUGUUCACCUACUUGAUAACCUCCAGUCUGGAAAAAAAGAAAUUAUUGUUUUGGAAAAAAGUCUGGAAAAAGCCUUGAAUUUUGGAUUCAAAAAUCUGUACAAACCCUGUUUGGAUAAGUGGUCGCUUGUGGGAGGUGGUCGCACAUGGAGGGUGAACUAUAUUUUUAUUUUUCAGACUCCUGAAGUCCAAAGGCAAAGCUCUGAUUAUAGCGUAGGAGCUCAACCAGUGGUGAACGUUCAGGCGAUAAACGGUAACCGUCGGGUGAUAUCAAACGGUAUUACCCAGUCGGGUGAUAUGGAAAAUGGAGCAGGUGAACCGCAGCGUGUUAUUAGAGCGCCAGUUGCUGCCAAUGUGAGGAGCUUUCCUGGAGACCGACUUAUUGGGGUAAAUAAUUCAUUCGCAACUUUAGAAACGAGAAGAGAACUGGAACCGAAUUGCGUACCGCAAUUGUUUCUGGGAUGGUUACUGGGAACGCGCCGGUCAGCUAUUGGCCAAUUUUUUUCACUGUCCCGAGUGACAAUCCCAGAAGUCUUUGCGAAAGUUACCUCGGCCCAGUCUUCCUCCCUUUCCUAAACUGGCGAACAAGCCCAUACCUUCUCACAAGAUACACUUUCUUAAGUUGUACAUGACAGCGUUACUGGUUCUAGAACAGGGCAUGUUAUUAACAUUUUAUUAUAAUUAUCACUUUAAUAGCAAGGACAGUAAUUGGUGCUUAAGCUUGGCGCCGAUUUUUGAGAUAUUGCAACGAAUAAUACUCCAGAAUCGCAUAAAAAUCAUACUGAACUCGCCGGUAGUCCUUCCUUACCGCAACUGUUGCGUUGAAGAGUGCAAGAAAAAAAAAUCGUAAGGUUAAACAGUCGUUAAAGCGAACUGAGCUGGCCAAAAGGUAUCUGAAUCAGGGAGAGAAUGCUUAAUAUAUAGAUUUAGCCAGGGCUAAAAGCGAAGCUCUGGUUUAAAUAAUACUUGUAAACAAAAAAAAAUUAAAUCUUGUAAUGCUACACGGAGAGGGCAAUGAAAAUGGCAUCAAGAUCAAUAGAUCUAAUUAGCAAAAAACAAAUUGCACGUGCAGCACACUUAUUUUUCUAAUUAGCAAAACAAAAAAAACAAAUUUGCACGUGCAGCACGCUUUUUGUCUUUUUUUGCGUUGUUUUGCACAACUACAACGCUGUUUUGUAGGACUAAAACGCCAGACUUCCUAGUUACACAUUAUUUUUAUGGAGGAAUUGUCGUAUGUGCUUACCCAAUAUUUUGUCUCCUGUGUUCUUCGCUUUUAUUUUUCACUGGCGCUCAUUUUCACCUUGCUGGCCGCUAGCAUUUCUCAUUGCUUCACAGCCGCUUUGAAUUUUCAUGUUUUUCUUCCUACAAAAUUCGUCUCUUUUGUUUUCAAUCACUCACUCUAGCUCUUUCUCUCAAAUAACGUCGAAAAAGACACGACUUUGCUGUUGUUUUUUCUUUCUAAACGUCCGGGCGGCCAUGCGAUUUCUUUCCAAAUAAAACCUUGAGUUGCAUUUUGGUUGCCAUACCUGUUGAUUGAAUUAUUUUACAUAAACUAAACGUUGCGCAAGUAUUAGCACAAGAUAUACCUAUUGUCGAUGUUAAUCCUGAGUCUUAUUUAAAGCCCACUGAUCAUUCGUUUUCUCUGCAAAUUCCGAGUGUUGAUAUUGUUUCUAACGUUUUGUCGAAAAUUGAUGAAAAGAAAGUCACCGGUCUUGAUAUGAUUCCGAGUAAAUUGUUGAAAAUGGCUGCUAAUAUCGUCGCACCCUCUCUUACCUCAAUAUUCUCAAAGUCUAUUCUCACUGGGAUAUAUCCAAACGAUUGGAAAACAGCCAAAGUGACUCCACUUUUUAAAAAGGACAUUAAAUCGGACCCUAACAACUACAGGCCAAUAUCUGUAAUCCCUAUAAUUUCGAAAGUUUUUGAAAGAAUUGUUUAUAAUCAACUUUUCCAUUAUCUAGAUGAUAAUAAAUUGCUACUAGGUUGCCAAUCAGGGUUCCGUUCUCUACAUAGUACGCUCACGGCUUUGCUUGAGGCAACAAAUGCUUGGUCAGUAAACAUCGACAAUGGCCUUCUAAAUGGCGUUGUCUUUAUUGACCUUACUAAGGCAUUCGACACCAUUGAUCAUGAGAUCAUCUUGCGUAAGAUGUCAUACUUGGGUGUCGAUCAGGCAGCUAUAAAAUGGUUCUCGUCGUACUUAAGUGGCCGAACCCAAAGAUGUAAUGUCAGUGGCAAACUAUCAUCUGCUCGUACCCUCAGUUGCGGCGUGCCGCAGGGUAGCAUAUUGGGUCCUUUGCUAUUUUUAAUUUACAUUAAUGAUCUUCCCAACUCCCUGCGGGGCGCCGUACCAAGAAUGUUUGCCGAUGACACCAACCUUACGUUAUCUGCUAAGACGUUAACAGAGCUUAAGCUAGCUCUAACCCCUGAAUUAAAUAACCUUAGCUGUUGGCUGAAAGCUAACAAGCUCAGUCUAAAUGUUGCUAAAACAGAGCUAAUGAUUAUUGGAUCAAGACAAAGACUAUCUGCCCAAUGUGACGAUGUAGAAAUCAAAAUUGAUGACCAAAUUAUCAAGAGAGUCGAUCAUACCAAAUCCUUGGGUCUUACCAUAGAUGCUCAACUCUCUUGGGGUAAACACGUUGAAGAGAUUUGCAAGAAAGUCUCUUCAGCUAUAGGCGCCCUAAAACGUGUGCGGCCCUUUAUAUCCAAAGAAACUGCAAUUCAAAUUUAUAACGCUUUAAUUAUGCCUCAUUUUGAUUACUGCAGCCCCGUCUGGGACUGUUUGAGUGGUUACUUGAGUGAUAAGCUCCAAAAAUUACAGAAUCGUGCAGCCAGAGUUAUUACUAAAUCACCCUUUGAUGCGAGCUCAAACCACCUUCUCUCCACCCUCAGCUGGGAGAGGCUAUCUCUUCGACGAAAGAAACAAAAAGCCUUAAUGAUGUAUAAAACCAUACAUGACCUUGCUCCAAAAUAUCUACAAAGUCUUUUCUCUCAGCGUCACUCUGCUUACAACUUAAGAAACUCUGAGGGAAGGCUGACCCUGUCCAAACCAAACACCAAUUAUUUGAAACGAAGCUUCUCUUACAGCGGGGCCAUGUUAUGGAAUAACUUGCCCAAAAACUUAAAAAACGCUGCAUCCGUUGAGCAUUUUAAGCGAAAUAUCAAGAAGGUAGCUGAUAUAUCGGAUUCCCACACGGCAAUCAUGUAAAGCAGUUGUAAUUAGUUUUAGUUUUUAACUUAAGCUUAACUGAUGAUUUCCCGUGUUUAAAUAAAGAUUUACAUACAUACAUACAUACAUUGGUAUGCCUGUGGUGCGGACGGUCGGGCGGUCGGUGUACGGUCACGUGAUUACCAAAUUUUCUCGGAUGGGUAGUUUACCACAUUUCUUUACCCAUGGUGCUCCGCUGCGCGCGCUUCGCGCGCGAGAGCUCCGCUAUUACUAAUUAGAGAGUAGCUGGAGACAAAAGCUGGAGAUCACAAAAGAGAGCAAUUAAGAGAUUUAAAUGACAUUAUUGAUCAAGCUGACCAAAACAUCUCGUUUGACACGGAAGCCAAUUGGGCAUCUGGUAUGAUCAAUUCUCAAGAGCAUAUUAUUGUUUUCCGUAAACAGAAGUCCACUUUUCGUAAUUGAAAUUACUCAAUUUCCAAUAUUUUGCCGCGGAAAACUGCUUACAAUUGAACCACCGAGCUAAGUAGAUGGAAGGCAGAAAAAUAAUUCUAAGGAAAAUAAUUUCUUAGAUGAUCAUUCACACUCUUCUCAUUAACUUCGUAACGAGUCACGCGUUAGGAGUUUGAUGAGAAAUUAGAUCUUAAUCGUUGUUCACUUUGGUUUCAGGGACAAACUCCUGUUCCAGAGGAGCCAAACCCCCGCAGACCUCCUGUUUAUCAGCCACCCCCUCCCUACACCCCACGAGAGAACAGAGUACCUCCUGCACCACCCUCAGAGGUCGAUAGUGGACCAUCAGCGGAAUCACUGCAUUCCUUCCGUGAAGAAAUGCCAAGCUCUUUAUCGUCCCAUCAUGGUCGUCCCAGAGUGGGUAGACUGUGGAGUCACUCCACAGGCACCCCAGAGUCAGGGCAUAUAAAUGAUGUGCACUCUUUUAACGAGGAAGAACCUAGUUUUGUCCAAGGACCAUUAAGGCCACCCUCUUAUUACGAGGCUACAAGUCAGAGUGAUAGGACGCUUGGUCUUGGAAAUGUUGUCCAUCAUGUUUGGUCUGCUAAUACUGGAACUAUAACAAACGGAACUCAUGGGACUCAUCGAUCGCCUCCUCCGCAGUACUCAGCACAACCGGAAGUGUUGAGUGAAGUUCCGGUUCGGUCAAUAGUGCCGGAACCGAAAGCUCCACAAAACGCCUACACUCAACCAAUCGCACGCGUCAGGCCUAUAGUAAGUGUUGCACAAAGACUUGAUAUUUCGCAGGAAGAUGCACAAAGGUUCGAGAACAGGGUGCGACAGCUUCAGCGCGAGAGAGCGAUGGAGCGAAGAGAGGUGGCAACAGUUGAUGGAACACAGGUUGUUGUUGGAGACAAUCACAGACCGCAACAGGUUGCCACGGCAACUCGCAGAAGAAGCAACUCAACAGAUUCUCGCAAUUCCGAACAAUCCGUGCAGUCGUCGCAAGAUGAUGAAGAACCGGUGGAUAAUGACCCAUCCGUAGAGCUGGUGAGAAAUUGUCUCAGAAACGUCCUGUUCGCCAACGUGUUAAGUCGUUUCGCUAGCGUGUCAGUUCAGUUCCCAAACUUCUUUCGCCUGACCAAUAGCUAAACGCACGAGGUGUAUGCAUGUGUUGCGCUCGUUUCGUUUCGUAAGUGAUACGACUUAAGACGUUAGCGAACGUGACGUUAGCGAAGCGACGCGUAGGCGAAACGAACGGUCACCAUCGUAUAAACAAAAUCUCCUCGAGAUGGUAAGCGUCCACCGCGGUCAUGUCUUGUGUCUUUUGUUGUAGAGAAAUGGUUUGUGAAGUGACUUCCUUUAGGUCACAACCUGUUGCACGAAUUCCAAUCAAAUUUCAAUUCUGAUCGUAAAAAGUGGCAAGCUCAUGUGACAGCUUAAAUGGUUGCAGUAAAACACUGACUAGGGGUGGGGUCAAGGUCGACUGUUCUCUUGUUUCGUAUUCUGUUCUUUUUUCUCUUCGUAACCAAAGCAUAAAACAGAGAACGAAACAAAAGAUCAAUAGCUCCCCACCCCACCCCGACUAAGCGUUUUACUGCCAUGCCAGCCUGAUAGUCCGAUGCGACUGUUUUGUGUUUAACUUUUUUAGUUUGUAUUUGUUUAAUGUUUAUUUUAGAUUCAAGUAGAAGUUUACAAAAAUCCAAAUCUUGGAUUCAGCAUCGCUGGUGGAGUUGGUUCUUCGUCCAAUCCUUUUCAUCCCAACGAUAACAAGGUAAAAAUGUCUCCGUAAUAUUUUCAAGAGAGGGCACCUUUUUACUUGUUUUUGUAGUUGAAACUGGCUCAUUUUGUUACUAAAAUUCCAAUUACGCUUCCUUAUACGCUAUGAAACUUAACGUUUACGAAAAAAAUUCUUGUUAACGAUAAAAUCAUAGCUACUUGUCCAACAAAUUUACUUCCCAAGUAUUGUAUCAAACGUUACAAACAACAAAAAUGAACUUUGAAAAACUGUUAGGCUAACAAGUUUUCCAAAACCCACAAUUUCAAUCUGUUUUAAUCUUCUUCAAGUUUUUCCAUCCGUGCCUACUUUUGUGUUGGCUGUGUUACAAAUUUCUUCUUUUAAUGUUUUGCGCGAUUAUUUUUUAUGUUUCCCUCAAUUUGGUGGCUGGGUCACGAAAUUUGUCAAAAUUCAAACAAUGGAAACCGCCACUAAACUGAAACAAACAUAACUGCUCGGGACAAGAAACGAAGGUGUAAAUAGCAAAGAAAAUAAGAAAGGCGGAACGGAUGGACAACCUUGAAGACAUCCAUAUUAUGGUAAAUUGACAUCUGUCAAAAUAGGGUAUCCGCUGACCAGAAUCACAUGAUCCGUAUUGCGGGCUCAUGUGCCAACUCAUCGAAAUCACUAGCUCUUAGCUUAGUUUAAUUGAUCACAGGCUCAAGUUUAUGGUUCUCCCCAAAAGUUAAGUAUAGAUCUGAGGAUUUCUUUGCAAUGGUUUUAAGUCCAUGUCUGAAGUAAAUUUAAAAUGUAUAAACGGGAGCUUCGCUUUUAGCUCUGGCUAAAUCUUUAUAUUAGUCAGUGUAUUAAGUUAGUAAGAAUCCUGCUGUAUUACGUUUUUGUUUGGCUAAAAGUUUACUUUGCGUACGUUUAAGUCUGAUGAUAUGUAUCUCAGUAUUUGGUAAAAACUGUUAAAAAAAAGGUAAAGUUAAAGCAUUUACGCAUAUUUUACGUCGAUAACUGGUGACAGUAAUUCAACUCAGUCUGAUAAACUUGAAGUUGACGUAGCGCUUAUUUUACCCCCCUCUCUCACCAAUGCUCCGUUGUAAGGGUAUUUAAAGCUAGUUAAAGCUACACAGAGAGGAGAGAAGUUGAAACAAGGAUGUAAUGUCACCAGGAAUCGAACUCGGGACUUCUCGCACCGAAGGCCAUGCACUAACCAACUGAAUGGGUCAGUUGAUGGUCCUGUCUUCCCUAGACUGUUCACAGUCCCCUAUUUUUCCGUGAGAUCGUGUAGAUCGAGCGCGUCUUACCUUAUGGCGGCCAUCUUGAUUCCAGUUGUACCGAGUCUAACCUGGGGAAGAGAAUCAAAUCUACUUAGGGGGGCGGGGGGACGGUUUGGGAGGAGGCGAGAAAAAUAGCCCCCCUCUCCCUAGAGCUAUAAUUCCCGACGCCCGCCCCCUCGGUACAUCUGAAAAUCAAGAUGGCCGCCAUUAACGGUAAGACGCGCUCGAUCUCGACGAUCACACGGAAAAAUAGGGGACUGUGAACAGUCUAUGUCAUCCCUAAGUCUGUUCAUUCUAGGGUUCAACUCCUCCUCCUCGGAGACCCAGGGACAGUCAGUUGGCUUAGGAAAAAAGCGUGACGAGAAUAUCCCUAAGGACUCUCCUGCUUAUGCUAGAAAAAUUUCGUCCCGCAUUUUCCCCAACCCAACUGUCUGCCCCUGGGUCUCCGAGGAUUGAUUUCAACUUUACCACAACACUUUUGUUUAUCACUUUGUUGUUUUUUUUCCCUCUAAACAGAGUAUUUACGUGACAAAAGUUCAAUCGGAUGGUCCCGCAGCGUUUGGGCUUGUCCCUGGGGACAGAAUUCUCGAAGUAGGGGAAUACUUUUGUCCUUACAUUCUUUGUGACCAAUGUUGUUAAAGGCUCUUUUUCAAUAGCGAUGGUGUCAAGAGUCAUAAUCAGAGGCCUAGAUCGUUAUGAUCUAUUAUAAAAAUAAGAGUGCCGAUUCCUUUUACUACUCUGUCGCUUACAAUCCACGUGAACACCAGACUGGGUUUGGAUGAGUGUUUCCGGGAUGCGGGAUUGGACCGAAAUACAUCGCGGGAUUCGAGAAACGUUAACGAGAUGCAGGAUUUGUCAGCUACCGGGGGAAGCGGGAUUCGCCAAAAUUUGGGCACCGAUGUGAGGUUGGGAAAGAAAACAUUUUUCGGGAUGGCGACGACGAAGGAAGCGGGAGUGCGGGAUCAGGACUCCCCCUUCCAGACCCUGGCCCCCGCGGGGGAGGGGUACUCCCUUAGAUAAGCCAUAUAGGUAUGUGCCGCCCCAUCCGGUAGGGUUUUUGCGCCGUUUUGGUCUGAAAACAGGUAUAGACUUUGUCCAUUUUGGUCUGGAAUCGGGUACGAUUCUCGAGGGAACUUCCUGAACUACGGGAAUGUAUGAACGCGUGUAUCGUUUGAAUUCCAAAUAUGUAAGAAAGAAAGCAAACUAAGCGAAUUAGAAGUAGAUUGUUCGGAAAUAGGGCCGGGAUUUUGAGAACUGGGCGGCAUACCCCCCCCCCAAGAAUUUCCAGGAGUACUCCCCCCCUUUCCUCCGAGCCCUUACCAGACUACCAGAGUCGUAAGCAGAUGCGGAAGAACUUUACCAGCAACAGUUCGGAACAGUACACGACAAAGAGAUUUGCGUGUAAUUGGCUUGUUCUUCCGCUUCAGUACUACCAGCCGCGGGAUCAGUAGAAAAUUAAAACGUGCUGAUUCCCGUCGAGCUUAUGACUGUUCUAAUGACUGCAGUGUUCUAUUUUCACUAGGUCAUAUCCGUUCUUAUGACUCCGACACAGUCACCAUUGAAAACGAGCCUCUAGAAUUCAUAUAUAUGAAAUCCGGCGUUUUGUUAUUCGCAAGAAACGCAAUUAAAGUAUUCUCGGUUUUCACAUGACGUCACCAAAAUUCAAACUAAGAAAUUAUCGAUUCUUCUGACUGUUUAGUUUCAUGAGGUAUUACAACAGCUAAACAAUCUACUUUAUACAAUUUUUCGUUUUGCGAUAGAGGACGCUUGAAUUUCCAAUCUUUUGCGUGACUCUGCGGCAGAGAAGGCCCUCGUGGAGGCUAAAAAUGUGACCGAUUUUCUCAAAUUUUCCUUUUCUUAUCUUCAGAAUAAAGAUUAGUAUAAUCUUUAUGAGUUCUCCCAAGCUCUAGAAAAACUGAAAGACAGAUGUUUUUGUUGGUUUCUAGUCGCCAAAUUUGUGCCCUUCAAUGGGACACCAAAUAUGGAGUCUCCGUACAAAGCUUUAUAAGUUUUGGUAAAAUACUUUCCCAAGUAUCUGUCGUAUAUGAAAUAUCGCACAGACAUGAUUCUUUGCAUAUUUAUCGUCUAAAGAAUGGUUUCGGUUUUUAUUUUUGAUGGCGUGAUAGUGGAAACAGAGAACUGAGUCUUUCAAGAUUUAGCUGGAAAAAACAGCCGACAUUUCGCGAUGCCACAGCUGGUUUCCUCGCGAAAUGAAGUCUGUUAGUGCUUCUAAUUGGAAACUUUCUGCAACCAAUCAGAAGCACUACCCAGAUCUGGGUAGUGAACCGUCAUCAGUAUGGAAUUUGUGCACGCGUUCCUUAAACGUCAUUUCGCGGGGAACUCAGUGUUGGUGUGGAGGAAAGUCGGCUGUUGUCUCAGUUUAACGUGCAACCUUUCAAACGAACGAAAUAGAUAAGAAUGUCAACAGCACACAGGUUCGUGCGAAGUGUCAUACAGCGCCGAGCACACCGAACGCGUGCAACAGUACCAUUGGCGGGAAAACAGGAAGCGAUAGUUAAGCGUGGGAAAUGUGAACGAACCACUGCAUGAACCAAGUCACAAGCUUUGCGCUGAUUGGUUAGAGCUGUUUUCACCUGGCCGAUAGUUACUUACAAUGACCAAUCACAACAGACUAUGUAUUGAACCAAUCAGAUCUUGCAGCAGAUACAUGUAGGUGACGUCAAAUGCGAGAAAUCUUGUGCGGCUAAAGGCACCAGUGACUUUAGAUUGGCUCCCGAUUGGCACAAAAAUUGCCGCGAGAUUUUUCUAAACAACUGUUAUUAAAGUUUAAGAAUGCAAAACGGAAAGAAAUACGUUCUGGAAAAAAGCAAAAACAUGUCUCUGACGUGGUUGGUUAGAAAAUUGUACCCGCACAAAAGCAAAUGCAGUAUUAUAAAUUAAUUUUCUCAUUUUAUUUUCUGGUUCACCAAGCUCAUGACAUGCCAAUUUUGCGUUAUUUUCGUUAUUUUGUAGGUCAACGGAAUUAAUCUCAGACGAGUCACUCACGAAAAAGCUGUUCUCUUUCUAAAGCACAACCAAGCUGUGAAAUUGCUCGUUGCAAGAAAGAAGGAACAGGCUUCCUGACACGGAUAUUAAAAUAAAUCGUCCGACGAGAACUGUAUGGUCGUGGGAGACUUCUUGCUUGGAAAGAACCAGAGGAAAUCAAGAUACGAUUUUGUUGUCUUGCACCUAAGUCAGUCUUUUUUAUGGCAUUCGCAGGCACUGAGGAAGAUACGGGGCAUUCAAAGUUGGGAAAACGUGAACCAAACGGAACAAACAAAGCCCACAAAUUAUGCUGCUUUUGCUAGACAAUGACGUAGCUUGGCUUAAUACUGGAUAUUGAGCAUGUGCGUAAAAGCUAAGGAAACUGUCUGGAAUUAAGCAUUCUCGCAGGAGGCUUUUUCUUUUAGACUCGCUUAUUUAGAAAGUUGUUUUUACUUCUUUAGGUGUAUUUUUUCCAAACACAGAGAGCGAUAUAAGCAAGUGAAUUGUAUCUUAAAAACAUGGGCAAUAUUGGACAUUGUCUUCAAAAAAUAAAAGAAAACGGAUAUGGCCUUAAUUUUCGAGAGGGCAUUCUAGUGGCUUCGAGAGCGAACUCUGAGAGUUAAGGAGCAAGAAGUAAGAAGUUACGGAACUGUGGAAAAACUUUGAAAUAACGACAAAGAUGAAAUCUUUCGCUGUAAAUCAGCUUUGCUGUAAA